Messenger RNA from Rhododendron vialii, 840 nucleotides. RefSeq lists its product as uncharacterized. The record is from RefSeq and is a predicted model, not a curated record. Lineage: Eukaryota; Viridiplantae; Streptophyta; Magnoliopsida; Ericales; Ericaceae. The transcript has 3 exons. Bases 1 to 840 code for a protein of 279 amino acids.
AUGGCAAGGCAUUUGUGGACUCUCAGCAAGAAAUCAGAUUCCUUGUGGGUUAAGUGGAUUCAUUCAUAUGUCAUCAAACGAAAAUGUCUUUGGCACAUGAGAUUACCACAAGAUUCUUCUUGGACCAUCAGGAAACUAUUCAAGCUCAGGGAUCAAAUUCAACCCCUUAUCAAGUAUGUGGUUGGCAAUGGGAGUAAAAUUUUUCUUUGGUUGGACAACUGGCAUACUGAAGGUCCUCUUUAUAAGGUGUUUGGGGAGGCUAUUGUAAGGAAUGUUGGGAGUUCCCUCCUUGCAAAAGUUUCAUCAAUCAUUCAUAAUGAGGAUUGGCAUUGGCCUAGGCAACGUACAUAUUCUGUUAAAUCUGUUUUGGAAGCUCUGAGAACUCCCAAUCCAAAGGUGCCUUGGGCUUCAAUUGUUUGGUUCAAACAAAACAUACCCAGAUGGGCUUUCAUUAUGUGGCUCGUAUGUUGGGGCAGACUUUCAACCAACGAUAGACUCUUAUCCUGGAGAUUGGUAGCGGAUCCUAUGUGUGUUCUGUGUGGGAGUGUGGCUGAGUCUCAUGGAGUGGGAUCAGGAGAUAGCCUGGGCAUUCCAUCAUCUGAAGAAACAGGGUUUCCUUCAAUGCUAUACAAGUUAGCCAUGGCUGGUUCUGUGUAUUACAUAUGGAAGGCUAGGAAUGAGUGCAUUUUUUGCAACAAACACUCUAAUCUUGAAGGCACUAUGGAGCAGCUUGUUCUUGAUGUUCGGGAUAGAGUCUGCUCUUGGAAAAAAGUGGGCAGCAAUGGUGUUAAUCAAGACCUUUGUAAAGCCUGGAAUAUUUAUGGGAAAAUUUUGCUUUGA